Stylophora pistillata is the source of this 2414-nucleotide messenger RNA. Its product is annotated as osmotic avoidance abnormal protein 3. NCBI's taxonomy places the organism in Eukaryota, Metazoa, Cnidaria, Anthozoa, Scleractinia, Pocilloporidae. Gene Ontology annotation, biological process: microtubule-based movement. Gene Ontology annotation, molecular function: microtubule motor activity; ATP binding; microtubule binding. The record is from RefSeq and is a predicted model, not a curated record.
GGAGGAUAACGAUGACGAUGUCUCCUGCAACAUUCAUUAACUUCUAAAAGUGACCAGUGUCUAAUUUCUCGGUCAAACAUUAAGGAUUCCUUGGGUGGAAACACUAAGACAUUGAUGUUUGCAUGUCUGAGUCCUGCUGACAACAACUACUAUGAAACUCUGAGUACUUUGUGCUAUGCAAAUCGUGCAAAGAAUAAUAAGAAUAAACCCAAGAUCAGUGAAGAUCCAAAAGAUGCACUUCUAAGGGAAUACCAGGAGGAAAUCCAGAAACUUAAAGCAAUGUUGAUGGGGCAGAUGGAAAUUCCAACAGAUUUUGCAACAGCUGGAGCCCAGCCCUUUGUUCCUGCUCGUCCUAUAGCUGCCCCACCAGAGGAUCACACAGUCAUUGUGGCCAGGGAAACUGAAAAUCUCAGGCAAGAGUAUGAGGCAAAGCUGGCUAAGAUGAAAUCAUCUUAUGAAGCAGAACUUAUGUCCAAACAGAAGCUCCAAGUAGAAAUGGAACAGCUACAAAAUGAUUACAACAGAAAGGCACACAAUGUUGAAGAACAGUACAGUGGCAGGACUGCUUUGACAACAGUCACCCCAGUAGGGGUGGGGACAGGUGAUCUGCCAGAAGAGAGUGCUAUCAGUAUGAUUGCCUUGGCAAAUGAGACGGAUCAGCGACCAAACGCAAGAUUAGAUGUGAUAACAGGACCUUUACAAGGCAUGCAAGAUUCAGGCCAUGAUCAGAGUAGUCAGAGUGCAUUUCAGGUGGUUCAAGACAAGGCUUUUAAGGGUGUCCAGGGGGUGAAAAGCCUUAUACCAGGACUUGAAGACUUACGGUUUUUAAGUCAGGGCCUUCCAAACGAUGCACUGGUCAAAACACUGCAAGAACUUCAAGAGAAAUUUGUGGGUGGCGAGAAAAAAAAUGACCAGAGGUUAAAAGAGAAGAGAAAGGCAAGGAAAAACUAUGCUCUGUCACAAAGAGAAAAACUUGCCAAGGCAGCCAAGAAGAUGGAAGAUGAUGGAAUAAUGGUUAAAGUUUACGAUAAUUUACAGGAUGAAAUAAAAGGCAAGAACAAUGUCAUCAAUGAGAUGCAAGGGAAAUUAAAGUCUGCGCAGUCAGAGUUCGACGAUCUGCAAACAGAAUUCGAACGCGAUCGUGAAGAUUACUUGGAAACGAUUCGUAAACAGGAGCAAAUGAUAAAGCUUCAGCAACAAAUUUUAGAUAAGAUACAGCCAUGCAUUCGCCGUGACUGUAAUUAUUAUAACAUUGACAAGAUGCGCGCGGAGAGCUCGUGGAGCGACGAAUUAGGAAAAUGGAACAUCCCUGAACUUGUCAUUACGAAGACGACUCUUCCAACCCCAGGGAUUAUGCCGGGUGCGGGUACCCCCGCCCGAGGCCGGAAGUCCCCCAUUAAUAGACCCCAGAUGAACAGUCAAAGCCAACCUGUUAAUGGACACAUGGGGGGGUAUCCUGAGGAGCCAAGCGAAGAUCUCUUUCUGAAACAUCUCUCGCGGAGCUCUCAUGAAGAUUACGCAUCGAGUUAUUUUAAACCCAAGAGAGCUGGCCGCCUUUUGGCUGAGAACAACCGGUUUGAACGAUUCGACAGACGAGAGUCACCACCCUCAGGGGGAUCCCGCCCUCCGCUCGGAUUCCUAGGGGCUGGAGGAUCAAGCGGAAACUUAACCAGUGGGGCAUCCCAGGGAAGUGUGGGCGGGAUGCCCGCUAUGGGAAGACCGGUCAGACUUGAAUCACUGCACAUGCCUGGAGAAAAGGAGAAAAAGAAAAAGAAGAAUAAGAACGUAGACGAGAAAAGAAAGGAAGAUUGGUGAUUGAACUACUUGGCGUACUAUUGUUAUUGAUAUUUGGACAAGAAAUUUUAGGAGAAAGUUUACGUUUACUAAACCUUGAAACUUCAGCCUGAAUUCUGAGAAAUUGCAAACUCUAUGAAAUCUUAGUAGUUUUCUAUCGUCAUGGCGACUCUUACGUAAUUGCGUGAUGCGAUUGGGAUAUUUACCAAGACUUUCUUCACGUGAGCAUGAAAGCUCAUUUUCCGUGAAAGCGAUAUUCAGGUCAAAGGUUCACACUUUUCCGCAUUUAUUUCUGAGAACACGUUGCGGAGAUACACGUACAAAAUACCAUAGAUGCUGUAAAUAAAAAUCGGUCUGUACAUUAACCAGCUGUACAGUAUGUACUUUAUGUAUAAUAUGAGCUGUUACAUAGAGAAAUGGGAAUGGUUUCUGUGACUUAAUGUAUACUGAAUUUUCAACCGAUUGUCUGGCCCUAAAGUCAACCGUGCGCCAAAGAUUUUCAUUUUCUAUAUCAUGUGUGCAUUUCUCCCUUUCUAGGGAAAAGGCUUUGCAUGAAUUGGUUUGUAGUUCUGCGUAUUUCGCAAAUAAAGACAAAGUGUGGAAGUGGAUACCUUCUUUGA